AUGCGGACUCUGGCGCCCACGUUCAGUUCGUCAAAGGUGCGCCCCGAGACGACUUUCACGUUUGUCACGACGGCCAAGAAUCCGUCCGUCAUCUUUUCGCCCGUCAGCACUCCCCGGUACGGUCAUGACUCUGAGACCAAGGCCCUGCAGGACAAACAAACUGCCGCGGAGCCCACCGCCAAGCCUCAGCCGUCCAACGACCAGAGGCCAACGAACCCACCUGGCUGGCCACGUGAAAGCGCCAAGGAGCCACCAAAGGCCACUUACAAGGUUACCGUGGCGCCGACCACGGUCAUUAUCAAUGACCAAACGUUCAAGCAGGAGAACCCAUCCGAGACCAAGCGGGUGACGGUGAGCGGCGCCGAAUUCGUAAUCAACCCGAGCGAGGUCCUCGGUGGAGGGACGGUCAUAGACCGGCCUGGCAACGUUGGUCGCAGCACCAUGGUCCCUUCCAGCACCGAGGUGGGAGGGUUGCCGGUGGUGGUCGCACCCGCAGGGACGCAGGACGUGGUCGUGGUCGGCGGCACGACGCUUCAGGUGCAGGCCACCCCGGUGACGAUCGUGGUUCGAGGCCAGAAAGUCACAGUCCAGCCCUCAGCAAUCGUUUUUCCGAGACAAACCGUAUCGAUCAGCCGCACCUCUCCAGCGCAGACAGAGAUUGUCGUGGCCGGCGGCGAGAUGGUCUCUGCCAUUGGGCCGUCGGUCGUGGUCAUCCGGUCGACGACCUUUACGUACGGCUUGGUUUCAUCUACAAUCACAAAGGUGGUGGACGAUGAUACUAUUUUGAUCGGGCCCUCAGGGGUCUCUGUGCGAAACGUCACCGUCGGCGGGCCCAAUGCGAAGACGUCCGACUCGGCGUACGAGAUCGUGGGCGGCGCGACGGUGACGCAGGCGGGCGCCUCGGUGGUGGUCGUGGACGGCACGAGCUUCACAGUCGGACCGGGGCGAGGGAUCACGACAAAGGUCUUUGGCGGCGAGUCCAUCACGAUUGGGCCGUCCGGCGUCGUGAUCUCGACCCUCACGCUUGCGUACCCGUUUGGGCCGACGGUGAUUACGAGCGUCGACAUCGACGUAGCAACGACGGCAGCGGCCCCGUCGCCGGUGCCGUCCGUGACGAAGAAGAAGAACGGUGGUGCGGCCGCCAGGCACGCGACGUCAAACGCAGGGAUCCAUUUUGGUUUCUGCAUAGCGAUCUGCGCCUGGGUCCUGGGGCGCAUGGUUUGA
Molecule: messenger RNA, 1224 nt
Organism: Colletotrichum spaethianum
Lineage: Eukaryota; Fungi; Ascomycota; Sordariomycetes; Glomerellales; Glomerellaceae
Exons: 1
Coding region: 1-1224 (407 amino acids)
Source: RefSeq, a predicted model, not a curated record